This is a messenger RNA of Paramuricea clavata, 675 nucleotides long. The record is from the annotation of a GenBank genome assembly. Lineage: Eukaryota; Metazoa; Cnidaria; Anthozoa; Malacalcyonacea; Plexauridae.
AUGUGUAAGAACCAACACCACCAUUGUUCCUGCUGUAUCAAGAAGCAUUUGGAAAACUCCGCGUUCUGUCCGACAUGUCUUGAACACCUCAGUGUUGAUACACUGAACGAAGUUCCGCGGAUUGUAAACGAUUAUAUAUCUGAGCUGAAUAUUCGAUGUGAUUUCUACCCCAGAGGAUUCCCUGAAAUAGUUCAAGUUGAAAAUCUCAAACGUCACGUUGGAAGUUGUGGAUUCUCUCCCGUGCAAUGUUCUAAUGAUGGAUGUAAUGUUCUCGUGAAUACCAGCAACAAGCUUGACCACGAAACUGAAGUAUGUGAUUUUGGGAAAUUGAAAUGUCAUCAGUGUGGUCAACUAAAAAACGAAGUGAGGGAAUUGAGAGAUGAAAUGUUGGCUCGUCAAAAGAAAAUGAAAAAUGAAAUGAAGGAUAUGAAACAGGAAGUAAAGGAAAUGAUUAGAAAUGAAAUAGAAAGAAUAAAAAUGGAACUGAAAAAUGAUAUAAAAAAUGAAGUGAAAGGCAUGAAUGUAGAAAUAAAAAAUCAAAUGAAAGAAAUGAGAGAAGAAGUAAAAACUGGAAUAAAGGGAGAAGUGAAUAGGAUAAAAGAAGAAAUGAAAAAUGAAAUGAGAGGAAUGAAAGUGGAAAUAAGAAAUGAAAUGAAGGGAAUAAUAAAAAACUGA